Molecule: messenger RNA, 1843 nt
Organism: Octodon degus (degu)
Lineage: Eukaryota; Metazoa; Chordata; Mammalia; Rodentia; Octodontidae
Product: HLA class I histocompatibility antigen, alpha chain G
Exons: 6
Coding region: 209-1303 (364 amino acids)
Biological process (GO): antigen processing and presentation of endogenous peptide antigen via MHC class I via ER pathway, TAP-independent; antigen processing and presentation of endogenous peptide antigen via MHC class Ib; immune response
Cellular component (GO): external side of plasma membrane
Molecular function (GO): signaling receptor binding; peptide antigen binding
Source: RefSeq, a predicted model, not a curated record
UGCAUCUGCAGACCGUGGCCGUCGACUCUAGGGAAGAUGACCUCGGCACCCCGAAGACACUGGGCGGGGCGGCUGUAAUCCUAGUCCUGUAAUCCUAGCUCUCGGGAGGUGCAGGCAGGAGCAUCACCAUGAGUUCGAGGUCACCUACAAAACGAGACUAAAACCCAGACCACACAGAGAACCCCACCUCCGAGUUUCUACGGGAACCAUGCUGCCCCCAGCUCUCUUCUUGCUGCUGUGGGGGACCCUGCUCUGGACGAAGGCCUCGGCGGACCCCCACUCGCUGCGCUACUUCUACACGGCCACGUCCCGACCCAGCUGCGGGAACUCGCACUUCGUCUCCGUGGGCUACGUGGACGGCACGCCCUUCGUGCGCUUCGACAGCGACUCCGCGGGCGCGAGGGUGGAGCCGCGCGCGCCGUGGAUGGCGCAGCAGGCUCGGGCGUACUGGGACGAGCAGACAGAGCGAGCCUUGCACAUGGCUCAGGUUUUCAAAGUGAACCUGCACACCCUGCGCGGCUACUACAACCAGAGCGAGGACGGCUCUCACACGCUCCAGUGGACGUCUGGUUGUGAUAUCCUGGAGGACGGACGCUUCCUCCGCGGGUACUCGCAGUUCGCCUACGACGGCGUGGACUACCUCGCCCUCAACGAGGACCUGAAGUCCUGGACUGCGGUGGGCCUGCCUGCCCAGAUAUCCAGGGACAAAUCAGAGGAAGCUGGAGACACAGAGCAGCAGCGGGCCUACCUGCGAGGAGAGUGCGUGGAGUGGCUCCUCAGAUACCUGGAAAAAGGGAAGGAGACGCUGCUGCGCGCAGAUCCCCCAGAGACACAUGUGACCCACCACCCCAUCUCCAAGGAAGAGGUCACCCUGAGGUGCUGGGCCCUGGGCUUCUACCCUGAGGAGAUCACCAUGACCUGGCAGAGGGAUGGGCAGGACCUGACCCAGGACAUGGAGCUGGUGGAGACCAGGCCCGAUGGGAGUGGAACCUUCCAGAAGUGGGUGGCUGUGGUGGUGCCUCCCGGAGAGGAGCAGAAGUACACGUGCCGUGUGCAGCAUGAGGGGCUGCCUGAGCCCCGCACCCUGACAGGGGAGCCCUCUCCUCAGUCCACCUUCCCCACUGGAGGAGUCUCUGCUGCCGCAGUAGGCUUUGCUGCCAUCAUCGUUCUCCUUGUGGUCACUGCUGUGGUGGCUCUUGUGAUGUGGAGGAGACAGAGGGCAGGUAUAAGGAUGUAUCACCACCGUAAGGCCAACUGUAAGUACCAGGUGGUGGGAUCCCCAGGUCCCUUUGGGUGUAGCUGACAGGAGCCCUUAGAGAGCUCACCUGCCCCAUGACUCCUCCCCCGCCCAUGUCUUCUGUGAGUCCUGACCUGUCCUGCCUUUCUUCUGCCAACAGUGACAGCGCCCAGAGCUCUGACUCAUCUCACUCACAGGUAAGACUGGGGCCUGAAGUGAGAAGAGCCAGGGCAGGGGCACACUCCCAGGUUGUGAGGGUUCUCUGGGUUUGGGCAUUUUGAGUGUGUGGUGGGUGGUUCAGAAAUGUGCUGCAUACGGUUUGGAUAAGAAAUGUUGCCCAGAAGCCUCACGUUCAGAGGAGAACUCAGAAGGCAGCUGGACCGUGAGGGUGCUUAGUGCUCAGUGGAUUCAUCCACUAGCGAAUUCACAGGUGAAGGUGCUGCGGAGGCAGAAGCAACUUACAAGGGUCUCUCCCUGGAUCAUCCCUUAGCGCUCCACCUCCUGGCUACGAGGAGAGCAGUUUUCCUCUGCCUAGACCACCAAGCCCUCUCUCUCGGUGUUGAAGCCAAUGACUGGAGACUGGUGCAGCUUAGAGCUUACUGCCCC